Molecule: messenger RNA, 2668 nt
Organism: Caenorhabditis auriculariae
Lineage: Eukaryota; Metazoa; Nematoda; Chromadorea; Rhabditida; Rhabditidae
Source: the annotation of a GenBank genome assembly
AUGGGCCGAAAGAACCUGAAACAUCGACUGAAGGUACGUUUGCAAAAAGAAGAACGCUUCACUUUAAAAAAAAAAGCUGCAGAUCACGAAAGCCUCGCUCGACCGCUUCUGCCAUGAAUUGCGUAUUGUUCAGUUUGUCAACCCAAGCGGAAGAAAUGUGAAUAUUUCGUACUGCCGAAUGUUGCAGACUUUUUUUGAGAAUUACUUCAAAUUGGAUUUUUUAUGAGAAACUUUUUUCAAGAGGUCCUGCGAUCGGAGAAAAUUAUUGGCAGACGACGAAGCAACACCUAGGAGCAACAAAGGUCACCUCAUGGUAUGUCACUUCUUCAAUGAAAACUCUAAAAUUUGACUUUUUCCCAGGAAAAGCUAGAUUUAUCUGAUAUUGGAUCUUCUGAUUUUGAAGACGAAGAAAAAAGGAUUUACAUAACAGCUCUUAGGAGAGGAUUUGGUUGGUGCUGCCGAAAACCGACAAAAAAAAAGACAUUUUCAGAUUUACCGUGCUCACCCAGAGUCGAAACAGACAAAGGAGGUGAAAACAGAAGGUAAUUUUUCCUGUUAUAGGUUUGCUUAAAUUCUAGAUAAAGGUAGAACUCAAAAAUCUACGUUUCAUUGGAUUUUCCUCUGAUAAUCUUUUGUUUAUUUUUAAUAAACUAUUAUUAUGAUCUCGGGUAUGUCAAAAUUGCAAUUUACGGAUAAAAUUUCAGCUUGGCGUUUCGUGUAUUUUGAAAACCCUCGAAACAAUGGAGUAAUGUGAGAUUCGUGUGAAUCGAGUAAAUGUUUCAGGAGAAUGAAACUCUUCAAAACAACCGUACAAGUUGAAACACGAGGAGGUUUUUCAGAAAUAGCUGGAGAUCCUUGGAGUCUCCCAGAGCUUUUUUAAACGGAGAAGCCGACGUUUCAUCUCUGCCGUCUGCUGUUUCGAGAUCAUCGGAAACGAACGGACUUGGAGCCUUAACAGUCAGUUUUUUGUUCAAAGUAGAUGAGAUUUUAAACUGUGAUUGUGUCGGUGUGCUUCAUUUGCCUGAAAAUAAAACAACUGAACUUUCCAGCUUCUUUUUUACUUGCUGCCGCUUUCCCUGUAACAUAAAACUGUCAAUAAAGCACCUCCAAAGACUUUGCCGGAAAGUCGAAUUGCUCAGAAUACUGGCGGACUUGUGUGGCUUCCAAAAGUUGGAACAAUUUUCACUUUUUCCUUUUUUUGGCCAUGUCUCAGCUUUGCUUAAUUGAAUGAUUGCGGAAGAAUAUGUGCAGCGGAAAAGAUUAAUUGAAUGUCGCCGAAACGACUUUGGAACGUCAGCCGAGACGAAAGAAGAACCGAAAAUUCACAGCCUUGACCUAUUGUUCGUAAAACUUCCAAUCAUGUUUUACACUUUUCAUUUUGUCGCCUUUUCACAAACCAUCGAUUAUAUCAAAACGUGAGUAACUUGAUAGACUUCGAGAUUACAGCGUCUUGUCGCCUCUCGCAGUUUAAUAAGAUGUUAAAAGGCUCUGAUAUGUGUUUCUCACCGAGUCAUAAAUCUUCGGACAAAUGAGUUUUUUUUCGCAAUACUGUCCUUGAGUUUGUUUAAUAUCACUCUGACUAGUCGGAAGUUUUCAUCUGAAAAAAAAAAUCGAAAAAUUUCGUACCUGUUUUUGCUAAUUGUACGAUGUCUUGUUAAUUGAUUUCAAGGACAGUGACAGUUUUUUUUUCACUGGACUCUAUUUCGAAUGUUCUGCACUUUUUUUCUUCAUAUUUUAAAAAAAUGUAUAAGCUUAAAAAUAAACUUUUCUGUUAUCUCAGGCCUUUUUAAGAUUAGCAAAAUUUCCCUGAUUUUGUUUUUACAAUGGUGAGAAUCGGUGGUUUAACAUUGGUUUAAGAUUUUUUUUGAAAAGUUCUUUUGUUGAUUUCCCCGAGGUCGAAGUUGUUACUUCAUCUAAAAUCUACAUGAAAAAAUUAUGUUCAACUUAGUUUUUGACGGUUGAAAUUUGAGAUUUCAAGAGCUUUUAACAUUUUGGUGCUUGAAGAGAAAAAGUAGAAGCAAAGCGGUAAUAAACAAAAGUUAAGAAACGCCCACGACAUCUCUCCUCUCUAUUCCCAAAACCUAUUUGAAAUACACCUCAGGUGAAAGUUGGGAAGCUUCUGCUUACCAUCCCUCGGAAGGCCUUUGGAAGCUCUCCAGCAAAGGGUCAAACGCCUUUCACUCAGUUUCCUAACACUUUAUACUCCCAGAAGCCUGCUGAGAAGCUUCUCGAAAGCACAUUUAGUUUUUGACCUUUCGAAGACCUUUCAACUACCUGCUGAACACCUACCCAACGCCUUCUCAAAAACUUCUAAAAUCCAAUCACUUCCAACUUCCUGCUGGUUGCCUUCCCAACACGCUCCUACAUUUUGUAUAAAUGAACAGUUUUAGUUCAAAGCUGAGAAUUCGAAGAAUUUAUGACGAACUUUUGAACUGAAUCAUGUUUUUUUGGAAGGCCAAUAGCUCCAUGCUGCCGUUCCCGAGCGUGCAAAAACUCGAGGUUCACCUCAUGAGGGGUUGAGGAGGUCACAAUUGUCGCCGACUCGGCAGAAUUUGACCACUUUGCGCGUACUUUUGCCGACAGCUGCGGUGCCACCGACGGCAUCCAUUACUCUCGGACGGCUAGUGCUCCGCGAGCCGUCUCUCGACGCCCUCCGGCCACGCUGUAA